Messenger RNA from Aspergillus heteromorphus CBS 117.55, 831 nucleotides. It is a transcript of the gene rcf1, whose product is annotated as respiratory supercomplex assembly factor RCF1. Bases 184 to 726 code for a protein of 180 amino acids. Gene Ontology annotation, cellular component: mitochondrion. The transcript is spliced from 4 exons. Lineage: Eukaryota; Fungi; Ascomycota; Eurotiomycetes; Eurotiales; Aspergillaceae. Gene Ontology annotation, biological process: mitochondrial respirasome assembly. The record is from RefSeq and is a predicted model, not a curated record.
CUCCUCGAGUUCGCAUACCUUAGCAUUUGCCUCUCAAGCCACAUCGCGGGCAAAUAUUAAACAUCCAGGCAAAGAGACCUGAUUGAAUCUGACCCUGCUGUCCUUAGUCGACCACGCGUCUCCGUUCUCUUCCACAUCUAUCACUUUUGUCCGCACCCCCCUUCCGACGACAGUCGCAUCAAAAUGGCCGAACCCCUCCCCUCCUCCUUCGAGGAUCACCCUCAGUUCCAAGAGGAAACUUCGCUCCAAAAGUUUCGCAGACAUCUCAAGGAAGAGCCUCUGAUCCCGCUAGGAUGUGCCGCCACCUGCUACGCACUCUACCGGGCCUACCGAUCGAUGAAGGCCGGUGACUCCGUUGAGCUGAACCGGAUGUUCCGCGCUCGUAUCUACGCCCAAUUCUUCACCCUCGUCGCCGUCGUUGCCGGAGGCAUGUACUACAAGACUGAGCGUCAGCAACGGAAGGAGUUCGAGCAGGCGGUGGAGAUCCGCAAGGGCCAGGAGAAGCGCGACGCAUGGCUGCGUGAGCUGGAGAUUCGGGACAGGGAGGACAAGGACUGGCGGGAGCGUCACGCGGCUGUGGAGGCCGCCGCAAACGAGGCUGCGGCGAAGACUUCCAAGAAAGCCGCCCCCGAGCAGGAUGCUGCGCGGUCCGCUAUCGAGCCUUCUGAGGAGAGGUCCAUUGGCGUAUUAAGUGCCGUGAAGGAGUUGUUGUCGAGGCAGAAGUAAGGCGGACUAUUGAAAAAAAGAAGAAAAAAAAAACAGAAAAGAAGAACGUGUCGUGAUGUUCGCUCUUAUAUUUCUCAGUUGAUUCUCAUGUUGUCUGGUCUGGGU